CCACGACUGGCAGCGCCGUGCGCGCACCGAUGCGGGGUCGUCACGCUCCCCGGCGCGGCGGUGUUCCCGGUUGCCUGUCCGAUGGACUCUUCGAGGCGGAUGCUUCAGGGGCCAGGUUGGAUAAGGGACCACAGAAACGAGUCGUGCGACGUCUUGCUUUUGAUAUUCGAACUUCUGCUCUUGCCGCCCAGCUUCCUCGGCUUCGGCGGCAAGCGCAGCGGCGACGGCGAGCUCGUGCUGUCGCAGGUGCAGUCCCUCGAAUGGGGCUUGAUGAUUGUGGACGAGGUCCAGGUCAUGCCGGCGCGCACCUUCCGCACGGUGGCCACCACCGUGAAGGCCCACUGCAUCCUCGGCCUCACCGCCACGCUGGUGCGCGAGGACAAUCUCAUCUAUGAUCUGCACUGGCUCAUCGGGCCGAAGCUCUACGAGGCGAGCUGGCAGCAGCUCCAGGAGGAGGGCUUCAUUGCGCGGGUGCGCUGCGUCGAGGUGUGGUGCGAGAUGACCAGGGCGUUCUUCGCCGAGUACCUGCGGGGGCAGGACGAGAAGAACGAACACCUCCGGCGCGCCCUCUGGACGUGCAACCCGACGAAGCUCAACGUGUGCGAGUACCUGAUCCGUUUCCACGAGAACAGGGGCGACAAGAUCAUUGUCUUCAGCGACAACAUCUUCAUCCUCGAGGAGUUUGCCAAGCAGCUGGGCCGUUACUACAUCUGCGGCAAGGUUGACAUGCGGGAGCGGAUGCAGAUUCUGAGCAACUUCGCGGAUUGCCGUCCGCUUGUUUCUUGGAUUAUGGAUUUGCGCUUCGGUGGACCCGUUGCUUGCAAUGUGUCGCGGGCUCGGACAUGCGCGUUGAACGGACAAUUUAGAGCAGCCGUGAGGGUAGCUGUCAUGCUGGCGCCCACAGCACUGGCCUGCGGUAACAGCACCAGCAACAGCAGGAGUGAAGAGGGUGAGAAAUACAACGACAGCUGUUGGAUGAGGGACAGUGGCAGUGGUUGAAAUCUUUGAGCUUGGCACUGUUUGACGAACGUAUAUCGUGGAGUGGCUAAGAAUUGUCAUAUCAUGCGCGGAAAGGUCGGCAGGAAGUAGUGGGAGCAUAGUGCGACGUUUGGGUUGAAUUUGUUGUGGGGCAUAUAGCGCGUGGUCUGAAUUAAAGCGUAGGGGGGCCAGUGCUAGUUGUUUUGACAUGUAUUGCAUGCAGGUUGUGGAUCGUAGGAGGAGCAAGUUCGGCCAUAUGUAACUCCUUGAUUGUUGAUCCACAGUGGAAAAGGACAGUGCGACUUGUAACACCAUCUUCUUGUCCAAGGUGGAUAUGUUCCAAACGUCGAGCUCAUUGUUGCUUCAUUGCCUUAUGUCUUUCCUGGUGUUCGCAUCAUUACUUGUACCUCUGAGUCGGUUGCCUUCUUGAUCUGCCUCUGCCUUUACCAAAAAAAGCCUCGGCGUAGAGAGCGCGCACGCUUGUACACCUAUCGACUUCCAGGAUAAAUGCAAAGGGUUGUUGACUAUCCGUGCAGCUCGCAGUGAUCGAUUUCUGGUGGCAAUAAUAUCCUGUUAUCUUGUGGCUGUGUUGGUGAUGUCUGGUGCACCCGCAGGCCGCGAUCGUUUUUCCUACC
Messenger RNA from Prorocentrum cordatum, 1613 nucleotides. The record is from the annotation of a GenBank genome assembly. Lineage: Eukaryota; Dinophyceae; Prorocentrales; Prorocentraceae.